UCGUACCGAUAGUGAAUCAGAGUGGCGGUUGACUCCGGUCUCAGCACGCGGAGGACCGAGCGCACCUCCCCACCUCGCGUCAUUCUAAAAUAAAAUAAGUGAAGAGAAAAAAAAAAAUUUUUUUUUAAAUAAUAUUAAUUUUUUAGUUAAUUAAUAUUAAUUUUUCAAAUGUCAAUCGAUUGAUUGUAACCCCUGUUCGCGUCCUGUCGUCCACUUGUCAUUGAUUAUUUAAUCGUUGGGGGUAGGGGAGGAUUUUUUUUCCGAAAAGUUCCGAGAAAAAUUGAUUCAACGACGAGAUUAGCGAAAGAGUGAUCCAAGUCAGACGAUAACGCGCCCGUGGAAAUUUUCAAAUCGAUAGUGUCGUGGCAACGAUGUUGUCCUGACCCGCUAGAGGCCAGGAAGAGUUGAACUUGCGGCCGAGGAAGUCCCGAUUUUCCCGUCAGCACUGGUGACUGAAAUUUAGCCGGUGGGGGGGGGCAACGAAGGGGGCGACGAGGGCUCCAAGUUGGUUCUGGAUUUGAAAAAAUUGUGAUUCAGUGAUUUAUCAGUUUUUAUUAUGGGAUUUGCGGGGAUCAGGGGUGCGGGGGCUGGGGGAUGGAGUUUUGUGAUUCAGGUUGCGUUUGUCGUUGUUGUGAUAUGCGUGGAGACGCGAAAUGCUGUACCAGUGAUGUCGGAGAACGGAGUGAUGAGAUAUUUGUCGCAAUUUGGAUACCUGCCACCAUCGAAUCCCACCAGUAGCAACAUCAUAACCAAGGAUACGAUGUCCAAAGCAAUUACCGAGUUUCAGUCGUUCGCAGGAUUGAACAUCACAGGUGUCUUGGAUAACGAGACCAUUGUCCUCAUGUCCACUCCCCGAUGUGGAGUGAAGGAUAAAGUUGGCCCGAGCUCCGAUGGAAGAUCGAAACGUUAUGCUCUUCAAGGCUCCAGAUGGCGUGUGAAAAAGCUCACCUACAAAAUAACAAAAUAUCCGAGAUUACUCGAGAAGACCGCAGUCGAUAAAGACAUCGGUCGGGCGUUUGCCGUCUGGUCGGAAUACACCGACUUGACAUUCACUCAGAAGAGAUCAGGACAAGUGCACAUCGAGAUUAGAUUCGAGAGAGGAGAGCACGGCGAUGGUGAUCCUUUUGAUGGACCUGGUGGUACCCUCGCCCACGCAUAUUUCCCAGUGUACGGGGGUGAUGCUCACUUCGAUGACUCCGAGCACUGGACAGUCAAUAGUUAUCGCGGAACUAAUCUAUUCCAAGUUGCUGCACAUGAAUUCGGACAUUCGCUAGGAUUGAGCCACAGUGACAUCAAAUCCGCGUUGAUGGCCCCAUUCUAUAGAGGAUAUGAUCCGAAUUUCAUUCUUGACAGCGAUGACAUUCAGGGAAUUCAGGCGUUGUAUGGAACUCGAACAAUAGAAGCCGACGAUAAAGAUACAAAUGUUCACCAGAAGACCACAUCAUCACCAACAGGCGAGGAAGAUGAUGAGCUCUGUACAAAUCCUAAAGUUGACACUAUGUUCAAUUCCGCGGAAGGCAACACAUAUGUGUUCAAGGGUGAUCAUUACUGGAAAUUAACAACCAAUGGUGUGGCCAGUGGAUAUCCCAGGCUGAUCGCCAACUCCUGGAGGGGACUUCCUGGAGAUAUCGAUGCAGCGUUCACAUACAAGAACGGAAAAACUUACUUUUUCAAGGGCUCCAAAUACUGGCGAUACGUUGGCAAGAGAAUGGACGGUGAUUACCCCAAAGACAUAAGUGAGGGAUUCACGGGAGUUCCCGAUAAUAUCGACGCAGCGACCGUCUGGACCGGAAAUGGAAAAAUAUAUUUCUACAAAGGGACCAAAUUCUGGAGAUUCGAUCCCUCCCAGAGGCCACCGGUGAAAAGCACUUAUCCAAAACUCAUAUCCAACUGGGAGGGACUGCCCAACAAUCUCGAUGCUGCCCUCAACUAUCACGGUUUUACGUACUUCUUCAAGGACAAUGCGUACUACCGGUUCAAUGAUCGAACAUUUUCGGUUGAUGUUGCUGAUCCUGCCUUCCCAAGGACGUCUGCUUACUGGUGGUUCGGAUGCAGAUCAGCGAAUCGUGGCUCCUUAGGUAAUAUGGAAUGGAAAAAUAGUUAUCCAUAUUGGUCUGGCAAUCUGGAGGAAAAGGGCGACGACCUGAAUCACGACGAUGUUGACGACAUCAUUUUAGAUGCAGGAGGCACUGACGAACAACUUGUCACAUCAUCAAAUCAAGACACUGGAAAUUCCGGGGGCCCUUCAAUUUUGAGUAAUCAAUUGUGCCGAUUACCUCUCUUCGUUACUGCCCUCAUUAUUUUACAGAGGUUUACGGUAACAUAAGGUGAGACUUAAUUGGAGUUUAAUCCAAUUGGAUUUAAUCCAUAAUAUUCAGGAGAGGAUGAGCCAUUGAGAACAUUUGAGGGAUUAUUUUCACUGUCAAUCGCACGAGAAUAAUCGCCAGUGGUAAUAAUUGCCGGACGGAAAUUUUUUCUAAUGUCUUAUUGAUUUUGUAGAGUUACGAUCAAUCGAAUGAAGUCGAUAGGGCGAAUGAUUCGUGUUUUUCAAAAGAACUUUAUCGAUAUCUGACUGAGACAUUGCAGUGACGUAUUCUAUCCUAAAAGAAAUCAAUAAGAAUUUUUGGAAAAAAGCAACUGUCUGGCCCUGUCAUUGGUGAUUUAUCUUUAAGGAGUCGCACGAGACGACAUUAUUUUAUGAGUAAUUCGAUUGAUAACGCGUUAUCAUUUUUAUUAGAUUUCUACAGGCAAAUAAAACGAGGCGAGUUAACUUACACCGAACUUUCUUUUCGGACGAAUAUCUGUGAAAUUACUGGAAAUAGGGGAAUUUUCAUGAGGACCUUUUUUGAAGAACACAAAAAGUUCUAGAAAAAAGUUUCUAUGAAAAUUUUUCUACCGCUCCUAGAUUCCGAGAUAUUCAUCAAAAAUCAAGACUGGAUUAGUCAACUCAUCUCGUUUUACCACUUCACUGCGGAAUUUAUUCUGUUGCGAUAAUUUCCAUGAAAUUUUCGACUUUCUCUUCUCUGAUGGAAUAAUCUAAUAGCCGACCCUGAAGGAUCGAUCAUUGGGGACUCGAUAGGAGGCUCGACUAGUGCACUCGAUGGAUCGUCAUGCGUCAUCAAUUAUUGGUCGACGAUGUCUAGUCUGUCAUCCGUCGAAAUACUCGACAAUCCUCAUCCGAGUGAUCCAAUACUCGAUCCUCCAAUCGAGUGAUCCAAUAGACAAACGAGAUCUCGAUAAAUUUAAUCGCACAGAAUUAUAAUUAAUAAUCGAUAAUUAUUCACUGUUGUAUUUUUUAACCUAAUUAUGUUAUAAGCAUCGUCAUAAUGUAAAAAUCAAAAGUAUCAUGCAUUUUAUUUAAUGUGUUGAAACUGUAAUUCUGAGUUGACCGUUACACUGCCAAAUCAUGUGACGUGUAACUUAUUUCCAUAAUCAAAUAUUAUACGAGUGGGUGACGAGUGAUCGAUGACUGAGUGCCUUCAACUAUAGAAAAUAUUUUUGUUUAGUUAUUUUGAAAAUAACGCGUAGAUGCGCCACUCUACCUCUAGGAAUGAAUUUUUAGUCAUGUUAAAGGGGCAGGGGGAGGGGGGAGUGUCGAUGGGAUUUUGAAGGGAUCGAUAGAGAAAAAAGUUGAUUAAAAAAUCUAAUUUGUUAGAUAAUUCUAUUGAAUUAGUGUCUUUAUAUAACUUAUUAGCUGCGAAUAUUUUUUUUAGCGAAUUCGUUGGACUUCAAUAGAUUUCUAUGGAGUAGAUAAAUUUUCUAUAGAACAGAAUCAAAUUUUCUAUAGAAUUUUAGUGGAAUAUGUAUUUUUGAAGUUUUUAAAAUUAUGGUUUUUCGAUUGAUCAUAAAAACCAACGAUAAAAUUAUUAUAAAAAAUUCAUCUAGAGAAGAUAUAAAUCUAUAGAAUAUAUUAGAUCUAUAGAUUCUAUAGAUUUCUAUAGAUUCAUUGAAUUCUAGUAAAUUUUUUCCAGAAUAUUUGUGGUUUAAUUAAUAUUUCUGUUGAAAACUGGGAUUUUGCAACAGAGAUGAUUGCGAAUUAAGAGAAUAUUCUAUAGAAAUGCAACGGAAGUGUCCGAUGAAUUCGUUAGAUCUUCCGAGGAAUUGUUGUCCUCAAAUGAGACGUCUGAUCAGUCGAUAAAAUUCAACCUCAUUAUUCGAAAUCAGGGUAGAUCGUUAUCCCCCCAUUUUGUAUUAGUAAAGAACGAAAUUAGAUUCGAUAACAAUUUUUGAAUCUGUGGAUUAAUCGUAGCAACAUACGUAUCAAAAUGUUAUUUCGAUUAUGAACGUAUAAUCAUCGCAGUAAUUAUUUGUUAAUUUAAUUUUUAGGUAUGUGUGAGAGCUAGCAAUGUGUUGUAAUGAAGCGACCAAUAUUAUGCAUAUACCAGUGUUUAGAGAAUAUUUUUGUAUAAUAUGAACUAAUGAUAAUUAUAAUUAUGCUAAUAAAUUAUAUGAAAGGCA
Messenger RNA from Diachasmimorpha longicaudata, 4458 nucleotides. RefSeq names its product matrix metalloproteinase-14 (gene Mmp1). Gene Ontology annotation, biological process: proteolysis; extracellular matrix organization; collagen catabolic process. The record is from RefSeq and is a predicted model, not a curated record. Gene Ontology annotation, molecular function: metalloendopeptidase activity; zinc ion binding. The transcript has 9 exons. Gene Ontology annotation, cellular component: extracellular matrix. Bases 557 to 2326 code for a protein of 589 amino acids. Lineage: Eukaryota; Metazoa; Arthropoda; Insecta; Hymenoptera; Braconidae.